GUUCAUGUACAAUGUGAUGUCGGUUAAGUCGUAAAAAAAUGAUGCACCUACACGUGAUCAGCCGAGCUUCGACGUGAUCGACGCUCAUUGAAAUAAUCCAGCAGUCUGGAAGUCUCUUUCAGCCUCGUACCUCUCCAUCAACGCCUUUCUUGCCUCUGUCUUCCAUGUCUUCAAACGCACCCUCUGUGCCUCUCCCUCGCAGAGACAGACGGGCAACUGGCACCUCCGAGUCAAGCAGCAACCAGCCUCCGAUCUGGGCGGUGGCGAGUGCCGCUGAUGACGACACGGACACUCCGCUCCCAGCCAAGUGCGACCGCCAUAGUGAUCGAAGAGACGGCGUGUGCUGCAAAGAACUCAAGGGUGAGGAUGAGCGUAGCUUGGUAGAUCCGGACGUCGUCCGCGAUGUAGUCAUUGGCCUGUCUGAUGGUUUAACAGUCCCAUUCGCAUUGACGGCUGGUCUUUCCAGCUUGGGUGAAUCCAAGCUUGUCGUGCUCGGCGGUGUUGCGGAACUUAUAGCAGGUGCGAUUUCAAUGGGUGUCGGCGGAUUCCUUGCUUCCCAAUCGGAGCGCGAUCACUGUCGUUAUCUUCGCAAACAUACUUCUGCACGCGUAUUGCGAUCAUGUGCUGGAGAAAUGGAACGGGAAGUUCAUGCUAUACUCGGUCCUGUCGGCGUAGAUGAGAAGCUUUCGCGCCGCGUGGCCCAGAAUUUACUUUCCGUCGAAAUGGAAGGUACCUCACAGAACGAUAUCAAUGGUUCUGCAAGCGGAGGCGACAUGGAAUCAAACUCCCUUCGAUGGAGUAAGGAUGUUGGUGUGACUGCGUUUUUACUCAAAUUUGGCGAGGGCAUGGAGGAAGUCCCCACGAAACGUCUAUACAUAUCCGCAUUUACCAUCGGCAUGGGCUACCUCCUCGGUGGCCUAAUUCCUUUAUUGCCCUAUUUCUUCAUACCACGUGCGCAUGUUGCAUUGAUGUAUAGUGUCAUCGUGACAGGAUUGACACUCCUGGUCUUUGGUGUUGUGAAACAGCAUGUAAGUGGUGCAGAGGGAGGUUUCCGUGGGUACGCAUGGGGUGCUGUGAGCACCUUACUUGUAGGUGGUAUGGCUGCAGGCGCGGCGUAUGGCAUCGUUGCCGCCCUUGAAAGCGGAGAAUGAGCAUUUUCUGUAUAUCCGAUUCCCAAUUGUACAUUAUCCAGACUUUAGAGAAGUCCGCUUUCAAAAGCUAUCGAUACAGUCCACCGCGACGUAUUCUCAUUAAUGGCGACCCUUCCAUUGUCCCGUCCGCUAGGACCUUGAUUUCAUCCCGCAGAUUCUGUAUUUCUCCCGAGUAGUUUCUUUUUGUUCUCGGAAUUACUUUUCGCUUUUAUUCUUAUAUCCGGAUCUACUUGUUUCCGAAGCAAUUUUGGAGGAAAUAGAGACGAAUCAGAAUGACGGUAUCAACGGAGGCGAUUUGUUAAAGACGUGAGACUUUUGUAGGCGGUUCUCAGUCAAAUUUGGGCCUUAAACAGAAUGAAGUACAACAAUAUCAAGAUUGUUGUCGUUUAUGAGAUGUAAGCAACCAACCCGCAAACACCAUGAAGAAUGGUCACCAAUCGUCGCUAUUGGCACGUGUAUACGCCUUGGAUAGGUCAGCUCAAGAAUUCUCUGUCUUGUUCGGCAUCUGCUCAGUAUUAUUAGUGAACCCAUCGAAAAAACAUUCGCAAUGUAUUCUACAUAUGCACUAAUGCUAACCCCGCUACAACAGAUUCCAAAACCUAGGCGGAAAGCACAUCCUCAGCAAAGAGACCACUAGAAGUCACCCAAAUCUAUCUCAACAGAAUUUGCGACAAUACUCUCAAACGUCCGCCUUCCUAAUGGCCCUUUACCUGGAACGGGUGAGAUAGGGCGACUUCCGUUUGCCUCAGGGACGGUAAGAGUUGCUCCGAGCUUCGGAGUCCCUCCUGGAGAACCAGCGGGUGUUUCAACUUUCGGAGCAUUCGGUAUGGCUGGAGUUCCCGGUCUCGGGCUCGCAGCAGCACGCGCCUUCCAUGCUUUUCGCCUGCGUUCGGCUUCAGAAGCCUCUGCACGUCGAACUGCCUCUUGAUUGGCCAGCCGAUUCCGUUCGUUGAUCUUCGCGAGGAUAUCCUCCUUCUCGGGUUCCACGUAUCCUCCAGUCGGAUUAUCCAGCUCAGCGACCCGUGCAUCGAGCUGCGCAAGUUCCGCGUCGUCAUGGCGUAACAGAGCUAUGUUACGCCUACGCAUGAGCUCUGCACGGUCAAGACCCACAUAAGAUUUUCCGCCUCGUGACGUCGGCAAGUUACGCUCAAGUUGUGCCUUCCGUAAGAUCAUGGCACUGACUUCCGCUUCUGUUAAAGUAUGCUUGGGCAGGUCAACAUAUUGUUGUGCUUUCUUCUCGACGGCACGCUUCGUCGGGAGUUUGCACUUUUCGUGCUCACAAGUUAUCUUCAUUCGAUUGAAUUCGCCCUCACUUAUUGCGCCAUUUGACACCUUGUCCAUAGGGAAUGCUUUCACCGCAAGACCGUAACGCAACUCGAGCUGCGUGUCAAAGUAAUCGGCGUCGAUCUUGUAAGGCUUCGAAGCGGGCGGUCCAAUGCCUUACGGGUGUUCCUUAAAGAGCACACAACGUGGUAUGAAAUACUACGUACCCACAACCUCACAAGCCCGAUAUACAAGUUGACCGCCUUUGGGCCCGAUGAAGUAACGCACCCAAGAUCCUUUUACAUAUUCCUCAAACCACGGCAUAUAUGCAUAUUGCUUAAGCAGAUCCCUAGAGAGUUGGCAUUUCUGCAUGUCGGCGAACGUAGUGUCUUCUUCGACGGGGCUAGUAGUCUGGUUCAAGAGUCGCAUUUCACGUUCCUCUUCUUGUUGCUCUUUGCUGAUUUGUCCAUCUUCCUCAUCUUCGGAAGACAUUUCCAUGUCCAUUGGCGACGAUGAUCGGUCGCGUUUCGGCGAACUGACCUUCUAACAGAAGAACGUGAGUAUAUAGCCAUGUAGAAAUGAUCAACAUCAAGCACUCGUUUCUUUUCGCUCUUUGCUUUCCGUUUCGCUUUUAGUUCAUCAAGUGUCCGCGACUUCUUUUCCGUUGCCCCUCUUGCCUGAUGUACACGUUUGGCUGCCUUCGAGACGCUGUCCGCUUCACCACGCUGCUCGCGUAGCAUCUGAUCGAGAUUGCGUCUGUCUUGGUAGCGUUGAAUCACAUCCAGGCGCUGCGACAGGAUAUUUUCGCGUUCAAUCUCAGGAAGUGACAAUAGAUGUUCUCUGUCGGCCUCGUCUAUGUAUUUUUCUUCUAAAGGGUACGGGUUCAUGACAUCUUCCUCACUUUCGUACUCCUGUUCGGACUCAGACUUCUGUACAUUGGCUGCCUUUCGGCGCUUUGCCUGCUUUGACGAAGACGAUUUCUUGCGUUUCUUCUCGCUCGCGCCAGCAAGCUCAAGGAGUUCAUCGGAGAAGUCGCCGUCAGAGUCUGACAUUGUGCAGAUUACAACAGAACAGGAGAGUAAGAGAGGGUAUGUGGAGAGACGGGAGUU
This is a messenger RNA of Fomitiporia mediterranea MF3/22, 3523 nucleotides long. RefSeq names its product membrane fraction protein. The transcript is spliced from 14 exons. Gene Ontology annotation, molecular function: manganese ion transmembrane transporter activity; iron ion transmembrane transporter activity. Lineage: Eukaryota; Fungi; Basidiomycota; Agaricomycetes; Hymenochaetales; Hymenochaetaceae. The record is from RefSeq and is a predicted model, not a curated record. Bases 165 to 1151 code for a protein of 328 amino acids. Gene Ontology annotation, cellular component: fungal-type vacuole membrane. Gene Ontology annotation, biological process: intracellular manganese ion homeostasis.